Molecule: messenger RNA, 877 nt
Organism: Eruca vesicaria subsp. sativa (arugula)
Lineage: Eukaryota; Viridiplantae; Streptophyta; Magnoliopsida; Brassicales; Brassicaceae
Source: the annotation of a GenBank genome assembly
AUGGCUAAGAAGAACAACAUUGUCAUCGUGUUCGAUUUUGACAAGACGAUCAUCGACGUGGACAGCGAUAAUUGGGUGGUUGAUGAACUUGGUUUCACUGAUUUGUUCAACCAGCUUCUCCCCACUAUGCCUUGGAACUCUCUCAUGGUUCGGAUGAUGAAGGAGCUUCAUGAUCAUGGCAAAACCAUUGAAGAAAUAAAAAAAGUCUUGACAAGAAUCCCGAUCCAUCCUCGUGUCAUCCUUGCCAUCAAAGCCGCUCAUGCUUUAGGGUGCGAGCUGAGAAUAGUGAGCGACGCGAACACGUUCUUCAUCGAAACGAUCCUUGAAUAUCUCGGGAUUCUUGAAUAUUUUUCUGAGAUUAAUACAAACCUUGGACAUGUAGAUGAACAAGGAAGGUUAACAAUCUCUCCUUACCAUGAUUUCACCAAAUCAUCCCACGGUUGCUCUCGUUGCCCUCCUAACAUGUGCAAGGGUUUGAUAAUUGAGAGGAUUCAAGAUUCUUUUACCAAAGAAGGAAAUAAGAUGACGAUGAUCUAUCUUGGAGAUGGUGCUAAUGAUUACUGUCCGAGUCUUAGACUCAAAGCUGAAGAUUACAUGAUGCCAAGGAAGGAUUUUCCGGUUUGGGAUUUGAUUAGUCAAAACCCGACUUUGGUUAAGGCUACGGUUAGAGACUGGACCGAUGGUGAAGCUAUGGAGAGAAUACUUAUGGGAAUAAUCAACGAGGUUAUAUCUUCUUCAAAUGAAGAGGAAGAAAAGGAGAAGAUGUUGAUCUGUGAUCACUGCAAGAUAUCUGUUGGGAUUGUUCACGAACCUUUGGUGCCUCUUGCUCUUCAAGUUCCCCUAAAACUCGUUAAGUGAUUGAUGAAGAGAUAUAUAG